Messenger RNA from Alternaria ventricosa, 1443 nucleotides. RefSeq lists its product as uncharacterized. Lineage: Eukaryota; Fungi; Ascomycota; Dothideomycetes; Pleosporales; Pleosporaceae. Gene Ontology annotation, biological process: transmembrane transport. The record is from RefSeq and is a predicted model, not a curated record. The transcript has 7 exons. Bases 1 to 1443 code for a protein of 480 amino acids. Gene Ontology annotation, molecular function: transmembrane transporter activity.
AUGGUGUUCAGCAAGAGCUCUGUGAUGGAUUACUCGCAGACUAAAGACACCAAAGACGCCAAAGUGAAGGACACGGAGAAUGACGGUGGUGAGGACAUCGCGAUCGGUUCGCAGGAAGAAGUUACCGAUUACGACUUCCUGCGAUCUUGGAAAUGGUCGACUUUAUACCGGAGCGUGCUGUUCCAGAUGGUGAUGUUCGGAGCGCUUUCGUUGGUUGGCCCAGCCAUGGGUGAUGCUAUAUCCAAUCUAGGAGGAGGCGGUCUGUCUACGCCAUGGCUAGCGAAUCUUGCAAAUUCGUUGAGUUACGCCAUGAGCUUCAUCAGCACUAUCUUCGGAGGCCCCAUCAUCAACAGGAUAGGCAUCAAAUGGGCGUGCUUCAUUGCGGCUCUCACAAUGCCCCUCCAAGGAUCUGCGUACUAUGUGAACGCUAGAUACGGCGUCGACUGGUAUCUCCUAGCAUCCAAUGUUAUCAACGGUCUAGCGGGCGGGCUUCUUUACGUCAGUGAAACGACAGCCAUGUUAUGCUACCCAAGGCCAGAAGAGAAGGGGUUAUACCUUGGCAUCUGGUCGGCUAUGCGAAGCUCCGGAAGCUUGAUCGGUGGCGCGAUAAACUUUUCGACGAAUUCAGACAGAGCCUCUGCUGGAGGCAUUGCAUGGGCGACAUAUCUGGUCUUUGUUGGAUUCGAAUGUACUGGAGUUCUUUGGGCACUGUCAUUGUCCCCCACACCACGAGUACGUCGUCGCGAUGGCAGCAAAGUCCCCAUGUCGGGAAGGGUCACUUGGACGCAAGAAUUCGUUGCUCUGUGGAGGUAUCUUCAAAGCAGCAAGGUCUGGCUGAUCUUCCUGCCCUCAUUCUAUUCUUUCUUCUACGGAGGGACGAUGGGCACCUACCUCUCGCUACACUUCUCGGUCCGCGCACGCGCCCUUUCGUCUUUUCUUCUCCCCGCCAUCACCAUUCCGUCGGUUGUUAUAUUCGGCAAACUUCUAGACAGCCAGCGGUGGGCCCAACGACCCAAGGCAUGGGUUGCAUUCUCGCUGUGGAUUCUGCCACAAACUGGUUGUUUCAUCUGGGUCGCUUUGGAGUACCACUACCUCGGCAAUAAAACAGCGCUGGAUUACGGAUCCGAAACUGGCAGAUGGGCAAGGGCAUAUGUGCCGUACCUUAUCAUCUUCGCGAGCGGCUACUGGACGCAAUUGACACUAUACUGGAUUCUCGGCACAUUCUCCAACGACAUGGGUGAUUCUUCUCGGGUGGCAGGCUUGUUUCGCGCGUUUGAGACGGCGGGCCAGGCAGUUUCAUAUGGUCUGAGCUCUGCGAGUGGCAUCGCUCCUGUGGUUCCGAUCUAUGUGAACUGUGGUUUGCUGGUUCUCACUGUGCCUAGUAUGGUCAUGUUGAUCACUAGGAUGCCCAGGAGGCCGUUGAGUAACGUCACCACUGAAUGA